AUGACAACGUCUGAAGGUAGCGACUCGACCGGUGGAGAUAUCGUUUAUACUCCCCCUGGCACUGAGUCGCCUCUCCCUCCUCCAGGCACCUCUAAUCCCUCCGUGCGUCCCUCGAGCCCCUUGCGUCUGUCUUCCUUGCCCUCCAACAUUAAAAACGAGUUCCGAGCCGAUCGGCAACACGAACGAGUUCAUUUUGACCUAGACGACGAUCCUGAUCCCUCAGACGACGACGAGAUGUCGGAGAGACCUUCAAUGCACCGACCUACCGGGCCCCAGUCGCACGUACCUUUAUUGCAAGAAGAUAAACAGUCCAGUCGAGGGAGGCCAGAGAGUCCCAGUCACCAUGGAUCAAGCAGACCCCUUUUUGCUCCCCCAAGAAGUACGUUCCGAUCAAGAUCACCGACAUACACUCAGCCCGAGGAUAUGGUGCGCCGGAAAUAUAUCUACGCGACCUUCUUUCUCAUUCUCUCGCUCGUCUCCUUCGUCGUGCAAACCGAGACCGCUGUGUACAUACAACACGAAUUAAAAUGGAACAAAGCAUACUGUAUGAUGUACUUGACGCAUGGCUCCUGGGUGUUCCUAUGGCCUGUUCAACUUCUUGUAAUACGGAUACAGAAACGGAAAUUAUCCUGGUAUUCCUUCUGGCGCCGACACGUAUACCUUCUCCGCUCGACUGCUCAGAUGGUUCGGUCUCAAGAUCUCCACCUAUCCGCAGAAACCACCGCCACUUCUCCCUGGCCUUAUAUGUUCAAAACUACGGCCUUCAUCACCACAUUCCUCACCAUGGCCGGCGGAUCAUGGUAUGUGGCAGUCAACUUGACGUCGCCUUCUGACUUAACUGCGAUCUAUAAUUGCUCAGCCUUUUUCGCCUAUGUUUUUUCCAUCAUGCUUCUGAACGAUAAGCUACGCUUCGGCAAAGCCUUCUCUGUCGUCUUAGCGAUCAUUGGCGUUUUAGUUGUCGCGUACGGUGACAAAGAUGACUCUACCCCGGGCCCGGGAACCUCGAACCCCGGCGCGGAGAAAGGGUUUGGUACUAAACUCCUGGGUAACAUCAUCAUUGGUAUCGGUUCUGUGGCCUACGGCUUCUAUGAAGUGCUUUAUAAGCGCUUCGCUUGCCCGCCCGAAGGCACAUCUCCCGGCCGGGGCAUGAUUUUUGCCAACACCUUCGGCAGCAUGGUCGGACUUUUCACCUUGACAGUUCUCUGGAUCCCUCUCCCAGUCCUUCACAUUACGGGUUUGGAAACUUUCGAAGUCCCCACUGGCAAAGCCGCGAGUCUUCUUGCUGUCUCGACGCUUUCGAACGCCGUCUUCUCCGGAUCCUUCCUCGUUCUGAUGUCCCUUACUUCUCCUGUUCUCAGCUCUGUCGCCGCUCUUUUGACGAUUUUCCUGGUUGGAAUAACAGACUGGCUGAUCACCGGGAAACCGCUGAGUCCCGCCGCUCUUGCUGGAUGUGCAUUAAUCAUCAUUGCUUUUUGCAUGUUGACCUACGCCACGUACAGGGAGAUGAAGGAGGAGCAGAGGAAGAGAGAAAAGGAGUCGGACAAACCGUUUGAGGUUGAUGAAGACGACGAGGAUGAAGAUGAUGACCUAGACAGACCGACCAGGAGGAGAGUAAGUUAA
Molecule: messenger RNA, 1620 nt
Organism: Rhinocladiella mackenziei CBS 650.93
Lineage: Eukaryota; Fungi; Ascomycota; Eurotiomycetes; Chaetothyriales; Herpotrichiellaceae
Exons: 1
Coding region: 1-1620 (539 amino acids)
Source: RefSeq, a predicted model, not a curated record